UUUCUUGACUUCACAUAGAUUUUGAAUUUGGUUUGCUAUGGUAACUGAUAAUCAAGUCAUAAACUCAAUGAUUGACAAAGAACCACAGGUUUUAAUACCUGAUUAUUGGUCGAGUCAUGCUUUAUUUUGUGAAAAUUGAACAUUGUCCAAAAUUCUGGUGUCUAAACGCCACUAGUGGCCAUUUUAGGACUUGGUUGCACAUCAAAAGAAUUGGAAUUUGAUUUGAAAUAUUUAUGAUUGAUUGCACUCCGUAUGGAACUUUUAUUGCUUUUGGUGUAAUUUCGCAUGAAGGAGAUAGACACCCUUCCUAAGCCAAAUAAUAUUUUGUUGAACGUCAGGACAUAUUAAUAAUAGCAUAUGGCCCAUGAACUAUUGCGGUACUUGUGGAACUAAUGGCUUUUAGAAUAUGCUUUGAGGCAUAUUGGAACUCAAGUUCCUUUUUUUCUAAUGUUUAAAUCUUUGGUUUUAAUUGGUUGUUGUGCAUGUGGAUUUCAAUUUCUUUAUCAUUUUCCAUGAUUUGAUUUCUUUUUCCAUACUUUCAGGUGCAGAUUUAUUUUGUAGAGAGACAAAGUUAGGUUUCUAGUGAUGUACAUACUUCUUAUAUUUUGGAUUCCACCUUCUCUUGAGUUUUGUCUUUUAUCUGGCACAGGUCUGACUUUUAAUGGCUAGUGCUUUGCAUAUGCCUCUGCCAGAACCAACUGAUGGUAGUGUAGGAGAUGCAGUGUCUUUGGAACUAUGUACAAGACAGCAGUGCAUAGCUGAGAUCACCGAGAUGAUUCAUGUUGCAAGCCUUCUUCAUGAUGAUGUCUUGGAUGAUGCAGACACAAGACGUGGUAUUGGUUCAUUAAAUUUUAUCAUGGGAAACAAGUUGGCAGUUUUAGCUGGGGAUUUUCUCCUUUCUCGAGCUUGUGUGGCACUUGCAUCCUUGAAAAACACAGAGGUUGUAUCAUUGUUAGCAACAGUAGUAGAGCAUCUCUCGUGCCCAUUGAAGAAUCCAGGCGAUGUCGCCAAGAACCUGCAAAGGAAAAGUGCAAGCGUGAUUGACGUGGGAGCUCGCUGGCCGCAGGACGUGAGCUUUUGUAAAACAACAAAAUUAAACAUCCUCAACUUCCAUUCCCGAUAAAAUUUAUAGUACAUGGAGAGAAAACUUGCACCUAAAUAGGCAACUACAAUCAAGUGAAAGAUUUCGAAAAGUAAAAUCGCAUUCACUCCCUUCAGCCUAAUACAAGGCAACCCUAGUUUGUAUGAUACUAUCACAGGACCAAAAUUUUAGAGGAUUAAAUAGGCAGCAACCCAACCGCUAGCGCUACCCUAUAGCUUACUCACCAGACAAACACACACAAUCACACACCAUACCCAGCCCCACGUCAGCAAACAGCAAUCACCACAAAAUAGAACCGACACGUUGAGGA
Eucalyptus grandis is the source of this 1412-nucleotide messenger RNA. RefSeq names its product solanesyl diphosphate synthase 3, chloroplastic/mitochondrial-like. NCBI's taxonomy places the organism in Eukaryota, Viridiplantae, Streptophyta, Magnoliopsida, Myrtales, Myrtaceae. Gene Ontology annotation, biological process: isoprenoid biosynthetic process; ubiquinone biosynthetic process. The coding region runs from base 662 to 1123 and encodes 153 amino acids. Gene Ontology annotation, molecular function: prenyltransferase activity. Gene Ontology annotation, cellular component: transferase complex. The record is from RefSeq and is a predicted model, not a curated record. The transcript has 4 exons.